This is a messenger RNA of Hyphopichia burtonii NRRL Y-1933, 618 nucleotides long. RefSeq lists its product as uncharacterized. Gene Ontology annotation, molecular function: acyltransferase activity, transferring groups other than amino-acyl groups. The record is from RefSeq and is a predicted model, not a curated record. The coding region runs from base 1 to 618 and encodes 205 amino acids. Lineage: Eukaryota; Fungi; Ascomycota; Pichiomycetes; Serinales; Debaryomycetaceae. The transcript has a single exon.
AUGAGUUGUUCUAAAGUAGUAGGGUCUGAUAUCAAAAGAGCAGGAGAAGUAAUUGACAAGGCUUUUGCAACCACGAAAUUUCAGGAUUUUUUGGUAAAAUAUUGCAAAAAUAUUCCUUUGCAUGAGAAACUACAAGAGACUGAUUUUGAAAAUGUUUUAGGAGAAAGAAUCGAAGCAUUCCAUAAAGUCGGGGCUGAUAUAGUAGAAGCAGAUGACUUCGUUGCAGUGGCAGCAUGGUUCAAGCCUGGUUUAAACCCACCUCUAGGAGGAAUAUCCCAAAAAUUUUUCACUGAGUAUAAUCAGAAGCUAGCAGCAUUAGAGCAAAAACACGGAAUGGAGAAUAGAGAAGACUGGCAUUUAAUGUUAAUUGGAAGAGAUCCAACUCAACUAAAGAAGGGAUCAAUACGUAAAUUGUUUGAACCAUACUUGGAAAAAGCUAGAGAAGAAAAAGUUGGUGCUUCGUUAGAAGCAAUCUCGGAACACGCAGUGAAAGUCUACGAACAUUUUGGCUUUAGGGUUGUCGAUAAGUUUCAUAUGGGUGAAGGUCAAAUUGGUGCUGAUGGAAAGCCAAAUCCAAAUGGUGAAGGUUUAAGUCUAUACUUCAUGGUAUAUGAAUAG